AACCACUGCAGAGUCUGUAGUCAGUGGAUAAAAUAAACGAUAAGAAAUGUGCAUCCAGGAUUUGACCAUCUACGGCUGAGGGCAGAUUAUAAAUACCUCCAAUUUAACCAACACAUCAAUUUCUUCAAAUAUCCAAACGUGACUUAUGGCAACCAUGACUACUGGCAUCAACCUCACCGCCGCACACAGCGCCUCAGCCAUGGCGGCGUGGCGCUCGGCGAAGCCCCAACCCGUGCAGUUGGCAUGCCUAAACAACAACCACUUCCCUAAGGGGAUGUCAAUCGGAUGCGGCGCCGGGAGGGUGCGUGUCCGGCCUGUGGCUGCCGCUUCCGACGGCCUCUCGGAGAAGGUGGCGGAGAGCGUGAAGAACGCAGAGGAAACCUGCGCUGGCGAUCCGGAGAGCGGGGAGUGCGUGGCGGCUUGGGAUGAGGUGGAGGAGCUCAGCGCCGCCGCAAGCCACGCGAGGGAGAGACAGAAAGCGAACAACCCAUCAGAUCCUUUGGAGAAGAAGAAUUACUUCGACGGUAACAACAAGCCAAAGACAGAGGGUGAUUAGAUUUCGUGUUUAAGUGAUUAUCCAGUUUGUAAUUUUGUAUACUAUACAACUAUUAUUAUCUGUACUUGUGCUGGUGGAUAUACCACCUAUCUUUCUCUCUCGUUGUAUGAUCAAUUUUCUUAUGGCGUGAUUAGAUGAAUUGGUUAAUUGAUGUCUUUUUUUUCAAUCUGGGUUCGGUGAGUACUGCAGUUAAGAAAAUUGGCAUUGAUGAAUUAUGAUUAUCUCGUUAUCAACUAUGAAUAAUGAUUUCUGCAACCGAAUGGGUUGAUGGCAUGGACAAAAGUUUGGAAUUUUCGGCUACCUCCGAAAGUCAAGCUAUUUUUUUGGCAAUUUGCAGCAGGUGUGCUGCCCACGGCUGAUAUUCUGGAGGCCAGACGUGUUCCAGUUUCAGGCCACUGCCCAGUGUGUAAAGUGGAGGAAGAGUCCUCUUUUCACUUGUUUUUAAAGUGCCCUGAUGUUCACACUGUUUGGCGUGAAGCGGGGAUUGCUACUGUGAUUGCAGGGGGAGUAUAGCAGGCUUUUUACAGAAGGUUUUUGCAGCUUUGGAUGAGGAAAAUACUUGCAGGUUCGCUAUCAUCCCAUGGAGUAUUUGGAAGUCUCGCAAUGGGAUUGUAUGGAAAGGGGAGGCCUUUUCAACCGGAAGUGUUUUGAGUGCAGCGACCAUUACUCUAGCGAGUUGGAGGACUGCCCCGGAGGCGAGCAGAAGGCAAGGGAGCGGGCUUCACAAACCAAGGAGGCUCAAGGUGGGAGAAGCCGGAAGCGGGAUGGGUGAAGAUCAAUGUAGAUGCGGUGAAUAACGCUCACACCGGAAAUUGGGCUUGGGGUUGGAUAGGCAGAGAUAGUAGCAAAUGUUUUCUCCGGGCACGUAGCCGGGUGGCUAAGGCAGUCUGGGAUCCCGUGGAAGCGGGGGCGAUUGGAGUUAGGGAAGGGGUGAGAGAAGUUGGAUGGGAUAAAAUAGUGGUUGAAACAGAUGCAGCAUUGGUCUUGCCAAGUAUAUAAGGCGAUGCUUGUGAUGCACAAUAGGAGUCAUUUUUGAAGAUAUCAAAUUUUUAAUUAAUGAGUUCCAUAAUGUUAAAGUCCAGUGGUGUAGGCGAUCAGCGAAACAAGUGGCUCAGCUAGUGUGACUGUUUCUAUGUCAGGUAGCGAGAUUGAUUUUUCUAUUCCUCUGAACUUUAUUGUAAGUCAAUUGACCAAUGAUCUUUUAAUAUAAUUUGGCGGUCUUACUUAAAAAAAACAAUGAAUAAUGAUUCUUUCAAAAAAAACAACGAAUAAUGAUCAUUGAUCAAAGCUUCC
This is a messenger RNA of Cuscuta epithymum, 1849 nucleotides long. The record is from the annotation of a GenBank genome assembly. NCBI's taxonomy places the organism in Eukaryota, Viridiplantae, Streptophyta, Magnoliopsida, Solanales, Convolvulaceae.